AUGAGUUCAACUGGCGGAGCCUCCACCAAGGGCGGCAGAGGGAAGCCAAAGGCCUCGAAAUCCGUAUCCCGAUCUAGUAAAGCUGGCCUUCAAUUCCCUGUUGGUAGAAUCGCUCGAUUCCUCAAGGCCGGAAAGUACGCCGAGCGUGUCGGCGCUGGUGCCCCCGUCUACCUCUCCGCUGUUCUCGAAUACCUUGCUGCUGAGGUUUUGGAGCUUGCGGGAAAUGCUGCCAGGGACAACAAGAAGAACAGGAUUGUGCCUAGGCAUAUACAACUGGCUGUAAGGAACGAUGAAGAAUUGAGCAAGCUUCUGGGAAGUGUUACAAUUGCAAAUGGUGGGGUUUUGCCUAACAUACAUCAGAAUUUGUUGCCAAAGAAAGCUGGAGGAAAAGACAAAGAGAUUGGGUCUGCUUCUCAAGAGUUCUAG
This is a messenger RNA of Fraxinus pennsylvanica, 426 nucleotides long. The record is from the annotation of a GenBank genome assembly. Lineage: Eukaryota; Viridiplantae; Streptophyta; Magnoliopsida; Lamiales; Oleaceae.